GAUGUACCAGGUUAUUACAACCAAUCUGGUUUCUCGUUUUCUCUCAUCCCUUCUAUCUAUCAUUUGCCGAACUUACCCCCACAGAUCUGACGUAGUUACGAACAUAGAUAUAGAUAUGGUGUCUUUUUCACCCUUUGCUUUAUGGCCAUCAUCUUCAUGUUCGAGAUCUGGCUCCCAAAAGCGCUCAAGAAUUAAGUCAAGAUUUCCAUCAAAGAUUACAGGACGAACCUCAUAUACGAUAUACCGUACACAGAAUACUUCCCGUGAACAACUUCUUAUUCCUUCCGAUCGUAUCAUCGUCGAACCCACUCAAAGUCGUCAAGAGUCACGUCGAUCAUCACUUGGCCAAAAUUGGCACUUGUCAAACCACUCCAAAUGCACAAAACCGGAGGCAAACAAUUCAUAUAAGGAAUUUGGAAGUUAUUAUCUACUUACAGUGAUACCAAGACCUGCUCCCUCAACGGAAAGAUCACUAUCAGAUAAGAGAAGUUCGACAACAAUGGCGUCAAAUUUUCCAUCUUCUGCUGACGGAACGAACAACAUCUUUGGGGAAUCAUUUGGAUCUGCAACAAAAGAUGUACAUGGCGAACGACGCAGAUCAUAUGGCAUUGGUGGAGCGGGAAAUAUUCGCAGACCAUCCGAAGUGAUUUAUACACCAAGAGAGAGACGUAGGUCUAGUGCCUUCAGUAGUCCCUCAAUUUUUCCAUCAACCUCUCCCGACACGAAGAAAGAGAACUUCCUAUCAUGGCUUGGAAUCAGAGGUGGCAGAAAUUAUGAGAAAUAGUACUUGAAAGGCGUGAGAGAUGUGCUUUGAAAGGAAGGGAGAACACAAAAUUGAUGGUUGUGAUAUAUGAUGAUGAUGAUGAUGAUGACGAUGGGUUAUGGUGAGAGCAACUAAGCCAAUGAAAUGGGCUUGGGGUAUAAAAUGGGAGGAUUCGCAACAAAAAAGAAAAAGAUGAAAGCAGCAUUUCUUCCUAGUUGAAAAAUUCAUUUAAAAUGAAACUGAUCAUUUUGAGAUGCA
Messenger RNA from Botrytis cinerea B05.10, 1021 nucleotides. RefSeq lists its product as hypothetical. The coding region runs from base 500 to 784 and encodes 94 amino acids. The transcript has 2 exons. The record is from RefSeq and is a predicted model, not a curated record. NCBI's taxonomy places the organism in Eukaryota, Fungi, Ascomycota, Leotiomycetes, Helotiales, Sclerotiniaceae.